AUGUCUACCAGUGGCUUAAAGGCGAUUGCGCCGGUGCCCAAAGCAUCGGACUUCCUCGACAUCGUCCUUUCGAAAACACAGCGGAAGACUCCAACAGUCAUCCAUAAAAAUUUUAAGAUCAGCCGGAUCCGCAACUUUUAUAUGCGCAAAGUGAAGUUCACUCAGGAUUCGUUCGACGAGAAGCUUGGAUCCAUUCUGGAAGAGUUCCCUAUCAUUGAUGAUCUACACCCCUUCCUCUCCUCUCUCCUCAACGUCUUGUACGACAAGAACCACUACAAGCUUGCACUCGGUCAACUCCGCACUGCCCGGCACCUCAUUGACCACGUCGCUAAGGACUAUGUCCGCCUCCUCAAGUUCGGCGACAGUCUCUACCGAUGCAAGCAGCUCAAGCGCGCCGCGCUCGGUCGCAUGGCCACCAUCAUGAGGCGCCAGAACGAGGCCCUCGAGUUCCUCGAAGAGGUCCGCAAACACAUCUCCCGUCUCCCCGCGAUCGACCCCACCGCGCGCACCCUCCUCAUCUGCGGCUACCCGAACGUCGGCAAGUCGUCCUUCCUCAACAAGGUCACCCGCGCGGACGUCGACGUCCAGCCGUACGCCUUCACCACCAAGUCGCUCUUCGUCGGCCACCUCGACUACCGCUACAUGCGCUGGCAGGUCAUCGACACCCCCGGCAUCCUCGACCACCCGCUCGAGGAGAUGAACAACAUCGAGAUGCAGAGCAUCACCGCGCUCGCGCACCUCAAGGCGUGCGUGCUCUACUUCAUGGACCUCUCCGAGCAGUGCGGGUACUCGGUCGAGGCGCAGUGUCAGCUCUUCCACGCCAUCAAGCCCCUCUUCGCGAACAAGCCCACCGUGCUCGUCAUCAACAAGAUCGACGUCGCCCGCCUCGACGACCUCGCGCCCGAGCGGCGCGCGCUCGUCGACGAGAUCAUCAACGCGGAAGGCAUGCGCCACGUCCAGGUCUCGUGCUACACCGACGACGGCGUCACGACGCUGAAGACGGCCGCGUGCGACGCGCUCCUCGAGCACCGGGUCGACGCGAAGCUCAAGGGCAACAAGGUCGAUAGCAUCCUCAACCGCUUGCACGUCGCGCAGCCCAAGGCCCGCGACGAUGUCGUGCGCGCGCCGUUCAUCCCUGACGCGAUCAAGGACCGGAAGGCGUACGACAAGGAAGACCCGAACCGCAGGAGACUGGAGCGCGACAUCGAGCUGGAGGAGGGCGGUGCGGGCGUGUACAACAUCAACAUGAAGAAGAACUACUUGCUGGAGGACGAGGCGUGGAAGAACGACGUCAUGCCGGAGAUCUUCGACGGCAAGAACGUCGCCGACUUCAUCGACCCCGACAUCCUCGAGAAGCUGGACGCGCUCGAGCGGGAGGAGGAGAAGCUCGCGGCGGACGGGUUCUACGACGACGAGUCGGACAUGUUCGACUCGGACGACGAGCGCGAUGCGGCCGCGAUGAAGUACUCGCGCGAGAAGAAGGUCAUCUCGCAGAGCACGAAGAUGGCGAUGAAGAACCGCGCCGCUCUUCCGCGCACCGCCGGCCUCCGCACCCUCACCGAGCUCACGUCCGAGAUGACCAAGGCCGGGCUCGACCCGAGCCGGAUCCAGGAGCGUGCGGAGAUACUCGCAAAGGUCGCAGGCGCGAAGCGCAAGCGGAUGCGCGAGGAGGAGGAGGCCGAGAUGGACGUCGACGAGGACGCGGACGGCAGCGAGGACGGCGAGGGCGCGUGGAUGGACGUCGACGGGGAGGCAGCGCCGACGCUCAAGAGGACGAAGGCGAACUCAGGCGCGGCGGUCGCGGAGAAGCGCAGGCAGCCGCGGUCAAAUCGGCAGCUCGCAGGCCUGCGCGACGAGGAGCAAGCAUCAAAAGCCAACAAGCUGCGCAACCUCGGGCAGAGAGGGCGCAACAUGCAGGCGCGCGCGGGCGAGGCCGACCGCGCGAUCAAGACCAAAAUGCCAAAGCAUCUCUUCGCGGGGAAGCGGAAGAUGGGCAAGACGGACCGUCGGUGA
Molecule: messenger RNA, 2013 nt
Organism: Epithele typhae
Lineage: Eukaryota; Fungi; Basidiomycota; Agaricomycetes; Polyporales; Epitheliaceae
Product: GTP binding protein 4
Exons: 7
Coding region: 1-2013 (670 amino acids)
Biological process (GO): ribosomal large subunit biogenesis
Cellular component (GO): nucleolus
Molecular function (GO): RNA binding; GTP binding; GTPase activity
Source: RefSeq, a predicted model, not a curated record